Molecule: messenger RNA, 5757 nt
Organism: Aedes aegypti (yellow fever mosquito)
Lineage: Eukaryota; Metazoa; Arthropoda; Insecta; Diptera; Culicidae
Exons: 10
Coding region: 2001-5498 (1165 amino acids)
Biological process (GO): positive regulation of protein tyrosine kinase activity; neuromuscular junction development
Molecular function (GO): protein kinase binding
Source: RefSeq, a predicted model, not a curated record
UGAUGGUGCAAUCUACCACCCACCCCCUUUCAGAGCACUGUGAAAACCUCGGAACAAUGUGAAGAUUCUUGUUCGGUGUGGGUUUUCGCCACCCAAUUGUGUCUCGCGAUAAUCGAAUCGAGGGGAGAAGCAGCAUUUCCGAAAUGCGAGAUUUAAUAAUAUUCCAACGUUUUGCACGUUGCGAAAAUAUCGCGAACAGGAAUUUGUCUGAGCGGGAAACGUGUGCAUAUGAGAGCUUCAAAGGACGUGAAGAUUCUUGGAAGCGAGGGGUUAGAAGUGACUGUGCGGUGCUCAAAGUGCCUGAAUUGAGUUGUAUUAUGUUGUACCACUGAUCCACCACUCAGCCGGCAUGAGGAAGUCGAAAAAUCGAAAAGUUGUUGGCGGUGUGAAUUGAAAUUUAUUUAUUCAUGUUUCUUCAGUUUAGCUUUGUUGGACUAUUGUGUGAUUGGAGGUAUGCGAAGAGAUGAGAUAUUGAAUAAAUUGCCGAAAAUACUUACCGUUGUGUACGAAGAUAUAGGCGUUGAGUGAAAACAAAGGAAAUCAAAUCCCCGCAUUCAGCGGAACAAUAAGUGUAACAGUUAGUGCCAAAUAAACACACAAAAAAAUAUGUUACGUAAUGCAAUCGUAAUGAACUAGCAGCAACCACCAUGAAGUGGCUAUGAAAACUUCCAACAUCAAGUGAAUCAAUGAAAACGUCCCACCCAAGUGAAUAGCCAAAAGAAAAUUAGUGAAAACAUGUCAACGAGCUUAAAUCCAGAAGAUAAAACAACAAGUCGUUCCAAAGUGUGCUUUUAAUAGGUGUGUCGUGUGAAUGUGUCUUGUUGGUUACCGUUGUUGCUUGUUUGGCUUCCCUGGUCAGGUGAGCUACUCUCAGUCUGUCGGACAUAACGGUAGAAUUAAAGUCACAGAAUAAAAAAAACCGUGUCCAUUUCGCAUGCGGCAUUAAUCACCGGAUUGGCGAAAUUAAAACUCUUCACUGGGACGGCGCCGGCCGUCAUGAAGCAAUGAAGAAGACGCCGAGUUCCCCCGGAAUCGCGCCAUCCGGGCGGAAGUAAACCACAAAAUCCCAGCAACAAAACCGACAGUUCUCCAAUCUCGUCGGGAGAAAUUACAGGCAGAAAUAAACAGCCAAAAAAAGAACAUCGCCACCGGAAAUUGAGCUCGCAGAUUUCGUCGGUUUUUCGGGCCUUCAGGAGGAAUUUCACGCAUCGUCAGGUUCGAUGUGAGGACCUGCAUCGGGCUCUUGAUGUGACCGCUAUGGUACAUGGCGACCGUGUUUCGGACUGCGAUGAAUAAUUAAUUGUGGCUCAUUUAAAAUUGACGAUGUCUGGACCCGGACUAUAUCGGAAAACAUUUAUUCCGAAGCAAUGCUCCCGUUUAAUUAAAAACCAAACAAGUGAAACUGAGUGAGUGAGAGUGAGCUCCAUCGGGGCUAGAAACAGUAUCUAGGCGGGGAAUUGUUGGUAGUGGGUAAUGAGAAGAAAAAUAAAACAACGCCAAUAAAAUAUUCCGCGCUUGAUCCGUUGGAUGUGUCCUCCCUCCCCCAUACAAAAUCGAGUGGUAAUCAUUUCGAAACAAUCACCGCGGCCGGGCAAAAGUUCGACAUUGUGAAGCGCCGUGAGAUGAAUGUGAUUGAUAGAUUCGGGGCAGCUCGUGGCUGACCGUAUCAUUCCUCAAUCCCGAAACAGUGCAAAAAACGUUCAAUCGUCGUCAAAAUCGUUCGUCGGAUGAAUAAAAAAUCACUACGCGUACAUACCGGUGAAGCAAAGAGAGAAAAAAGUGUGCCAAAGUUGAUCCGAUUAUUCGUUUCUGCUGAUUGGAAGUGCUAAAUUAAUUGAUAAUCAAGGGAAACCGAGGCGUGUGCAUGAAUGCGAAAGUAGCCAAAACGACGAGCGGAGGAAAGUGUGAAACGUAACAUAAGUGCCAACUUUGUGUUUUUUUUUUACCUCACCGGAAAGUUGAACGAAACUGCGUAGUCUUCGGAAAGCAGCGGAAGAAAAAUGGUGGAUAUUAGCUCAAUUAUCGAGGGAUCCGUCAAGUUCCGAGACGGCAAAAAGUGGAAAUCACGGUGGUGUGUUAUGCGGAAACUAUCUCCAGUAGCAGAUUGUCUUCACCUGCAGCUCUACCGCGACUCCAAAGAUCGUUACAAAAAUGGAACGACCAAGGCUUCCCUCUCGUUGCAGCACUUCCUGGGCGUCGAAUCUGGUUUCACCCUGGACAAGGAAUCCAACACGAUAGCAAUAAUCUGUCAGGACGUGAUAGUAGUGCUCGCUUUUGACACCAGAGAAAGACUGAUACAGUGGCAGGUCAAGAUAUCCAACAACUUGGGUGACGACUUGCAAUAUCUGGUGCUGGUCUCGUCGGCGCCACCAAAGGCCAAACUGGCGACGGGACCAGCACGAAUGCACAUCCAGGAUCAUCGGUUUUGCCUGACGACGGGUGUUCCACCUCGGCUAACUGGCAUGUGGAACAUUCAACAUCUAAGGCGAUACGGGGUAGUUGACAAUCGAUUUUGCUUUGAGGGUGGCUCGAGCUGUGGGAAGGGUGAAGGUCUGUACGUUUUCGUGACUGACCUUGGCGAAGAAAUCACACACACGCUAAAACUUGCAUCACAGGGUAAACUAGCUAGUAAGAAGCGUGCGGCCGCUAAAAAGUUAGCAGCUCUGGACAGCCCACGCAAAGGUGCAGAAUCACGCUGCACAAACUACAACGAUGAGAUCUGCACGGUUCAUAUCGAGAACUCGAACUGUGCUUGUCGAACGCCGUACUGGCCGUCGACGGAGUCCCGAGAUCUGGACAGUAACUAUGGUUGUGGAGAUACGGCUUCAGUGUCUGAAGGGCACGACAGUAUCAACGACAUGGACUCAUUCCCAAGGAGUACCGUGGCCAAUUUGGAGCGCUGCAUGAGUUGUAUCUCGAAAUUAGGAGCCCCAUCAAUGUCUCGAAGCUCGACGGUAACCGGAACCCCUGGAGCAGUGGCGCCAACUCCGGCGUGGCACACGAUGACUGAACACAAUAAUCACAUCAAUCAAUCUCACAUUUCGAAAACACCAGCAUUAGAUAGAAUGUCCCUUUGUUCCCAUGGUAGCAGUAAUAACUCGGAAUAUUCUAUACCCAGACAAACCUGCGCUCCAAGUCAGCCAGGACCCGAGUCGUGGUACGAGAAGGUUCCGGCUACGCAAUUUACCUGUAUGCACAAUCGUCCUACUUCACCGUGUCAAUGUUGUCCUCCGGGUCGGCCUCCGAAACCCAAAGAAAUCCCUCUACACAUAACAGCUCCCCUCCAUUCUGCCAUGAUGACCUGCAAGUCUCCCCAUGCGAAUAGUCACGUAGGACCUUAUGAAAACUAUGACAUACCAAAAACCCCUGUUGCCAUCGACGACAGUGAAAAUACGUCGGAAAACUAUGAUACACCUAAGAAAAUACAAGAGUACCUGUCCAAAGAGGCGAUCAGCAGUGGUAAAAGCGACGUUGGUAGCUAUGGCAACUACGAUACGCCCCUUUCGUUGGGUAAGGCAGUCUGCGGCUGUUUAAAUGGCAAUGAAAAUCAAUCUGCAGCUAAAGUGGAGACGGAAUUGGAAGGCCCACGAGUGGACUGUACCUGCAAUCGAGUUAUGUCAUGGGCUGACAACUGGAUCUCAUUACCAUUAUGCAAACGAGGGAGUGGGAUAGAGAAUACGGGUAUACAGAUCAAUAAGGUUAAACUUAGCGGUGAAGGUAAAAUGCCAGUAGUAGACGCGAGUUCGGAGCAUGCCAUCUACGCAACGGUUGACAUGACCAAGAAGAUCCGACGGAGAUUGGAAGGAGCAUGUGAAUGCGGUAAUGAGAAUGCCGUAAGUCUGAAAGAUCGGAAACUGUCCUCAAAUGAGAACUACGAAGAUGUUGAAGUCCUUCCAGAAGAACAGAAAGCAAAUUAUGCCAAUCUUGAGUUUGAAAAAUCUCUUGAAAAUUAUGAAAACUCAAAAGAAGUGCUUCAAAGAGCUGGUCUCGCCUUGCACGACUUUGAAGAAGAACAGAAAAUUUGCCAUAAAUGUGGUCAUCUAAGCGUAAAAACACCGGAACCCGACGCAAUAAAAGUAGACCCUCCAGCAAAUGAUAAGCAAGAAAACUAUAUGAUGAUGGAACCUGCAAAAAUCAAAUCCAAAUUUCCUGGUUACAUACCCAUGUCUCCAGCGGUCCCAAUAUCAUCCACCGAAACGGAUCCUCCACCAGCAUCUCCCACUGCACCACCCCUCCCAUUCAAAUCGGAUCUUCUGAAACAACGAAUGAACAGAAUAAUCGGUGAAAAAUCCGCAAGUAAUCCAAGUCUUUGUGGUCCAGCAGUGGAUAGAAGUCGCAAGCGAAUAGAUGAUGAAUCGCGUAUUCCGGGAAGUGCCAUGCUCAAAGCAACCACCAGUCCGUAUACUCGCAAACAAUUGUUAGAUCAUAGUGAUCUACUUCCAUGUGAUAAGAGGUUGUCUCCAAGAAAACGAUCCGCUUCCGCCGAAUCAUCCCGUUUCCUAGACGAAGCUGACGAAGCAGAAAGCCCUCUCAGUGGAACCGCUUCUCCCAGUACGGAAACUCUACGAAAGCCUUCAACACCAACUUGCAAUAUCGAAGUUCGACGAUCAUCCUCACCUUGUGUCCAUCGAGAAGCGGAACCAUGUUCCGAGCCAGCCUGUUGCGAAAAGUCUGCUCCCAUCGAAACGGAAGAUGAGAUCUCCGCUUCCACCAAUCCUAGUCAAAACUCUCAGUCUGUGUACAUCCGACGAUCCGAAAGUGUACCGUGCAAGGCACAGAACCGCGACAGUUCGAGCUCCAAUGAUUCGGGUGUUUCAACUGGAUCUCUUCGACAACGGGGCACAGAUUUCACGGAGUUUGAACUUCCUCUCACGACGGCCAUGUCCGCACGCAGGCAUCAGCGACACGUACUGCCUCAGCAGAACUGCGUUCAUUCUUCGCUUCCACGGCGGUCGAAAUCGUUUGAUCCACUUCGAGAGUUAUCAUUCCAGUUCCAGAAGAUUCGCGUCCCAGAGAAAAGCACAUCCGCUGAGGCGGAGGUCCCAAUCUGUCCACCAAAGACCAAAACGUACGGUAGUCCUGACAUUAUGGCUGCAACUACGGCUCCGUAUAUCGAUUCCCGAAGCACCAGCAGUGGCACUUCCGACAUGUCCGAUUACAUUGAAACGUUGUCGCUGUCCAGUCACAGCUCAUCGGAUGCGCCCGAAGGAAUGAGACACAUCCGUCAGGCAACGUCGACGCUGCGACCCCGUUCCGGCAAAGAGUACCAAAACAUAGACCGAUCGAUCCUGGCACUGACGCAGCCCGGUAGUGAAUCGACGGCGCAGAAGCAUCCGGGAACGCCGUCCCAACUGCGGGGACUGCUGUCCUGUUCGGCCAACUACGCCAACAUUACGCCCGUUCCGGAAAAUGCCGAAUCACCUAGUCCAGGCUACCAGAGUGGUAGCUCCCCGCAGGAAGCACAGGGUCAACAUUUCAUGUUCAAGAACUCGUCUUAGGUUCGUGAGCGCCACAGCCCGUCAACAAAUGAAAGCAAUAAAGACUAACUUUUCUAAAUAUAAGUAUAACAAAACUAGAGAAUCAAAAAUACCUAUCUAUAUACACAUAUUAAAUAGAAAGAAAAAAAAACUGUUGCAAAAAUCCUGUUUUGGAGAUAAAACCAAACAAAUUCCGCGCACUUGAACCGACAAACACUAGCGAGCAUAGCGAAUUGUACCUCUCUCCAUCCGUAAUCUGAACGAAGCAAACAACAUCCAA